This is a messenger RNA of Cricetulus griseus (Chinese hamster), 1832 nucleotides long. The record is from RefSeq and is a predicted model, not a curated record. Lineage: Eukaryota; Metazoa; Chordata; Mammalia; Rodentia; Cricetidae.
AUGGGCUCCAUUGGAAGCCAGCGCCUCAAGGAGCCCUGCAUGGCAGCCACAUCUGGCCAGAGUGUGGUAACAAGCUUCAGCUUUGACAACUUCCAGCUGGAAAGAACAGCAGAGGACGCUCAGGAUCCAAGUGUCCGAGUCAGGGGUGUUCCCACUUUCACAGACUCUGCCAUAGAGGAGCCUGUGCCAGACGACCGGUACCAUGCCAUCUACUUUGCCAUGCUGCUGGCUGGUGUGGGUUUCCUACUGCCAUACAACAGCUUUAUCACUGAUGUGGACUACCUUCAUCACAAGUACCCAGGGACCUCCAUUGUGUUUGACAUGAGCCUCACCUAUAUCUUGGUGGCACUGGCGGCUGUGCUUCUAAACAACGUUGUGGUGGAGAGGUUGAACCUGCACACUAGGAUCACCACAGGCUACCUCCUUGCCUUGGGUCCCUUGCUCUUCAUCAGCAUAUGUGAUGUGUGGCUUCAGCUCUUCUCGCACGAUCAGGCUUAUGCCAUCAACCUGGCUGCUGUGGGCACUGUGGCCUUUGGAUGCACAGUGCAGCAAUCUAGCUUCUAUGGCUACACGGGAUUACUGCCCAAGAGGUACACGCAGGGGGUGAUGACUGGAGAGAGCACAGCAGGGGUGAUGAUCUCUCUGAGCAGGAUCCUCACUAAACUGCUGCUACCAGACGAGCGGGCCAGCACCAUCAUCUUCUUCCUGGUCUCCGCGGGCCUGGAGCUGCUGUGCUUCCUGCUACACCUGCUGGUUCGGCGCAGCCGGUUUGUGCUCUACUACACCACACGGCCUCGUGACAGCCGCCCCAUCCGGGCUGGCUAUCGAGUGCACCAUGACGUGGCAUCAGGAGACAUACACUUCGAGCACCAAACUCCAUCCCUGUCCAGCAGCAGGUCCCCAAAGGACAGCCCAGCCCAUGAGGUGAUCCACAGCAACAGUGGCGCCUACAUGCGUUUUGAUGUGCCUCGGCCACGGGUCAAACGGAGCUGGCCCACCUUCAGAGCCCUGCUGUUGCACCGAUACGUUGUGGCGCGGGUCAUAUGGGCUGACAUGCUGUCCAUUGCGGUAACCUAUUUCAUUACACUGUGCCUGUUUCCCGGCCUGGAGUCCGAGAUCCGCCACUGUGUGCUGGGCGAGUGGCUGCCCAUUCUGGUCAUGGCCGUGUUCAACCUGUCAGACUUCGUGGGAAAGAUCCUGGCGGCCCUACCGGUGGACUGGCGGGGCACUCAUCUACUUGCCUGUUCUUGCCUGCGUGUGGUUUUCAUCCCCCUCUUCAUCCUGUGUGUCUACCCCAGUGGCAUGCCUGCCCUACGCCACCCUGCCUGGCCCUGUGUCUUCUCACUGCUUAUGGGCAUCAGCAAUGGCUACUUUGGCAGUGUGCCCAUGAUCCUGGCAGCGGGUAAAGUGAGCCCCAAGCAGCGGGAGCUGGCAGGAAACACCAUGACUGUGUCCUAUAUGUCGGGGCUGACCCUGGGCUCCGCUGUGGCCUACUGCACCUACAGCCUCACCCGUGAUGCCCACAGCAGCUGCUUCCAAACAGCCACCGCCAACGACUCCAUCCCUGUCGGCCCCUGAGCCAGGCCCAUCUGAUCCUACCCACCGCCCAGGGAGGGCUGCUCAGGCCAGUCACCCCAAGGCCUGAGGACCCUCCCCACCCCUGCCUCAGUGCCUGCGGGGUCCUGGCCGCCACUAAUGCCACCUCGCCACUUCAUUCCAGUUGCCCACUGCAGCUGGGACAUGUCUUCAUCACCCGGGGCGCUGCCUACCCCCAUGUCCUGUGUUUGGUCAGACACUUGCCCUUCACCCUCUAUGUCCAGAAGCCCAACAUU